UAUCUGUCAUCCAUUUCUUUUUCGUACACGCUUGUUGCGUUGCACGUGUAUUUAGAGUUUUGCUCGAUAUCUAAUAAAAAAUGGAUAAGCCCAACGUUCUCGCCCGUGUGAUAAAGGUCCUGGGCCGUACCGGCUCCCAGGGACAAUGUACCCAAGUCAAAGUUGAGUUCAUAGGAGAGACGAGUCGCCAAAUCAUUAGGAACGUGAAGGGACCGAUUCGUGAAGGCGAUAUUCUUACACUCCUGGAGUCUGAGCGCGAAGCUAGAAGACUAAGAUAAACGGGUUGGGCGAAUCUACAUUAGGUUAAGUUGCUUUAUAAUGUAUCGUCUAUUAUCUAAAGUUUAAUGUGAACAUCAAAACCGUCAAAGAUUACUUAUAACUAUGUAUCCAGCUAAUAAAUGACACAAAAAAAA
Molecule: messenger RNA, 413 nt
Organism: Pararge aegeria (speckled wood butterfly)
Lineage: Eukaryota; Metazoa; Arthropoda; Insecta; Lepidoptera; Nymphalidae
Gene: RpS28b
Product: 40S ribosomal protein S28
Exons: 2
Coding region: 81-278 (65 amino acids)
Biological process (GO): ribosomal small subunit assembly; translation; maturation of SSU-rRNA
Cellular component (GO): cytosolic small ribosomal subunit; ribosome
Molecular function (GO): structural constituent of ribosome
Source: RefSeq, a predicted model, not a curated record